UGCCUCGUAAUCUAGUUCGAUGCUUGGGUACCCAUGCCGCCACAGUUGCGCCCGUGUCGUGCUACUUACAAGACGUCUUUAACGCAGUGUUCUCCCAGAUUUUUUACACAAACAAAUCAAAACAAUUAACAAGACAAAAAUGGUUUUUGCUGUAAAAUCAUUGUUGGCUAUUGCCGUUAUCGCCAGUGUUGCCUGUUCAGUCUUUGCCGUACAUUGCUAUAUCUGCAACUCGGACACCAAUCCCAAGUGCGGUCAGAAAUUCGAGGCAAGCGAUGACAUGAAAUACGAUUGCGCACGCGUAUCGCCGCCACGCUUCCUGCAGAACUUCAUCAACGUGCACAAUGCCACCGGCUGCAUGAGGAAGGUGCUCGACACUCCCGGACAUCAUCAUGUUAUCCGUGGCUGUUUCUACGGCGAUGUUUCAAAUACGCUAGCCGGCUGUCAAGCCGAUCCCUCUUUGCCACCCGUGAAGCAGUUGUCGUGCGAUGUUUGCAGCGGCAAUCUCUGCAAUGGCUCCAGCGCCACAGCCCCCAUAACCGCCGCCAUUGUACUUUUCUUCGCAUUGGCACGUAUGCUGUCCUAAGUUGUUGGGUCGCCACGGUAAUCUGCCCUGUUUGACAAAAUACCAUACAAAAUUUAGUAUAAGAACUUAACUUCUCAAACGAACAGCGUUCUAAAUCUCAUUACUGUAUUCUUAGUGUAAACUAGCACUUAAACAUACACACUUGUUGAGUGUGCUUUCAUAUAAUCGCAUAUUCCGGACGCAAUGGGGCAAUCCGUCGCCUUAUGGUUGUACAAAGAUCAAAUAAUAUGCAUAAAGUUGUACUCGUAGCUUUGUUCAUUUUCUUUGAUCUUUUCGCAAUCAUAUGGCGACGGAUAGCGCCAUUGCGCCCAGAAUGUGCGAUUGUAUUAAAACACACUCAGCAAGUGUGUAUAUUUAAGUGGUCUUGUUUGCAUUUAAUUUUAUUAAAUAAAAUAUAUGUAAAUUGUAAUUUUUCUAUCAGUA
Bactrocera dorsalis (oriental fruit fly) is the source of this 1006-nucleotide messenger RNA. RefSeq lists its product as uncharacterized. Gene Ontology annotation, biological process: regulation of synaptic transmission, cholinergic; positive regulation of voltage-gated potassium channel activity; sleep. The transcript is spliced from 4 exons. Lineage: Eukaryota; Metazoa; Arthropoda; Insecta; Diptera; Tephritidae. The record is from RefSeq and is a predicted model, not a curated record. The coding region runs from base 140 to 583 and encodes 147 amino acids.